Messenger RNA from Penaeus monodon (black tiger shrimp), 1032 nucleotides. Its product is annotated as astacin-like. Gene Ontology annotation, molecular function: metalloendopeptidase activity; zinc ion binding. The record is from RefSeq and is a predicted model, not a curated record. Bases 130 to 879 code for a protein of 249 amino acids. Gene Ontology annotation, biological process: proteolysis. The transcript has 6 exons. NCBI's taxonomy places the organism in Eukaryota, Metazoa, Arthropoda, Malacostraca, Decapoda, Penaeidae.
GGUGAAGGGUUCACGAAGAAUAAAAAAGAGUGUACAACGAUAACGAGUUGUCCCUUAUAUAUAAAAGACACACGAAGAACAUCAGUAUCACACGUUACCUCUCUAACUUCCUCAGUUUACCACUUCAGCAUGCUGCUCGUUACCUUACUUGCGGUUGUGGCCGUGGCCGGCGCGACGCCCGCCGUCCCUCGUGCGGCGCAGGCCAUGUAUAACCCUCACCUCUUCCAGGGUGACAUCAAGGGUAUCGCAGGCCAGGAGCCAGGAAAGGAGCGAGCUGCCAUCCUUGGAGAACAGUACCUGUGGCCAGGCGGCGUCGUUCCCUAUGUGUUCGGAAGUUCUGUCAACAGCUCCCAGAGGUCCCUCAUCCUUUCCGCCAUGGCCGACUUCCACGCUCGCACCUGCAUCCGCUUCGUCGAGAGGACCACUCAGUCCAACUACAUCGAGAUCGUCACUAAUGACAGCGGAUGCUGGUCGUACGUGGGCACCAUCGGAGGCAAGCAGAGGGUCUCCCUGGACUCCAACGGCUGCAUCUACAAGGGCACGGCCAUCCACGAGCUCAUGCACGCCAUUGGCUUCUACCACGAGCACUGCCGCAACGACCGCGACUACUAUGUCACUAUUCACUACGAGAAUGUGCAGGCAGGCAUGGAGUCGCAGUUUAACAAGGACACCUACUGGCAGUACGUUGGCGAGGGCUACAACUACGAGAGCAUCAUGCACUACGGAACCUACGCCUUCUCCGUCCAGUGGGGCGUCGCUAAGACCAUCGUCCCCACUGACCCCAACGUGAUCCUCACUGAAGCCUACGAAAAAUUCCAGAUGGCUCAGUCCGACGCCAACCAGAUCAACAACCUGUACAGGAACCAGUGUUCGCUCUAACUUGCCAUCCAGAACAUCUGUCCGUAGGCAGGCACACCCGCAAUAGGAAGAAGUGAAACAAGGUCUAAAUGUUGUACUUAUUUUAGACCAUGGAAUUGAAGGGCUUCGGGUGUGUGCGAUGAUCGAUAACAAUAAAACGCUGUUUCGCUUAUA